CGCCCUUUCACCACUUUCUCCAAACAUAAUUCUACUCAACUCAAGAUGAAGCCCGUCGUGUCGGCGUUGAACGCCUGGUCGUGUGUUGUGAUCUCCGUUUUUGCUAUUGUUAUUCUCUCUGUUCUGGGAUCUCUAUACGGCAGCAACAACCACGCAUUCACCGGAUCCGAGGGAGAGCCUGAAGAUGGCCCUGCAGUCGCUGCUUCUAUUUACGUCGCUGUGCUAGUCUACGCCGGAUUCUUUGUUUUCUGUGGCUUCCAGGCCUACCUUCAUAUGCGCGUAAGCCGCGGCGGCGCCAUAUCACUUUAA
Molecule: messenger RNA, 309 nt
Organism: Penicillium longicatenatum
Lineage: Eukaryota; Fungi; Ascomycota; Eurotiomycetes; Eurotiales; Aspergillaceae
Exons: 4
Source: RefSeq, a predicted model, not a curated record